UUCCCUUAUAAUGGUUUGAAGAAAAGGUUUACAGAACAAAGAAAGUCUUAAUGCAAUUUGGGUUCUACUGGGGACUGGACUUGAUUGUCCAAAAGGUCCUUGCCAGUCCAAUGUUCCUAUCUCAGGAUCUUAACCUCAGUUAAGAUUCAUUAAAUUAUUGUGGGAAUAGUCUGGGGGAAAGAAAAACAAGACAAAAUGAAUGAGUCAUUUGGCUUAGUCAAAAUAACUACAUUGAGGUUUGAGGGCUAUUUUUUAAAAUCAUGCCUAGUGGUAUAAAAGAAGCUGAAAAAGAGAAAAGUUCUGUUUGUAAUUUGUAUAUUAUUUUAAAUGUUUUUUUCUAUACAAUAUUACAUUCCUCCUAUAAGUCUAUGGCCAAUAGACUGAAAUUCUCAGGUCUGUCAAAUACUUAUCUUUCUCCUAUUCCAUAGGGAUUACAGAAGGGUUGUCCUUCUACAGUAUACAGUAUCCACCUGCACUUCAUUAGAGAGCAGCAGUUGUACAUGCCACACCACAAGAUCACCAUGAUGACAUAGCAGCUUCAGUGAACAGCGUGACUAGGGGGUUUUUUCUGUUUUUUUUUUCCUUGGGUUUUUUUAGCUUUUGUAUUAGAGGUUCUGGCAGCCAGUUACCUCCUGACACUAUUUACAGCAUAUAUUGGUCGAUACAGAUUCCCUUAUUGCAUCUGCUCUGGGAAUUAAAGAAAGCAGCUUCAAGGCUGUAAGGACAGGACACAAGGCAAAGAUGCAUCUAAACUCCCUGCCUUUCUUUCUGGCAUUGAUCAGUGGAAUUUUCUGUCAAUAUGACUAUAAUCCAGAAGACUAUGGUUAUGAACGCUAUGUGCCAUCUUCAUCACUCUGUGCCCCAGAAUGUGACUGUCCUAUAACCUACCCAACUGCAAUGUACUGUGAUAAUCUUAAACUAAAAAAAAUUCCAAUUGUACCCUCUGGUAUAAAAUACCUAUAUAUCCGAAACAAUAUGAUUGAGGGCAUUGAAGAAAAUGCAUUUGAGAAUGUAACUGACCUACAGUGGCUGAUCCUAGAUCAUAACCAUUUGGAAAACUCAAAAAUUAAGGGAAAAGUCUUUGCUAAACUGAAGAAUUUAAAGAAACUCCAUAUAAAUUAUAACAACUUGACUGAAGCUGUUGGACCACUUCCCAAAACCCUGGAUGAACUGCAACUUAGUCACAACAAGAUCACAAAAGUCAGCCCCAAUGUACUAGAAGGUCUGGUAAACCUGACUGUCAUUCACCUACAGAACAACCAGCUGAAAGGAGAUGCUCUUUCUGGGGCUUUUAGAGGCCUGAAUUCUCUUCUAUAUCUAGACCUGAGCUUCAAUCAACUUACAAAGCUACCAACAGGGCUGCCUCACUCCUUACUCAUGCUAUAUUUCGACAACAACAAGAUCAGCAACAUUCCCGAUGAGUUCUUCCAGGGUUUUAAAGUCCUGCAGUAUUUACGUUUGUCUCACAAUAAGUUGGAAGAUUCUGGAAUACCAGGCAAUGUUUUCAAUAUCUCCUCACUAGUUGAAUUGGAUCUCUCCUUUAACCAACUGAAGAGUAUUCCAACAGUCAGUGAAAACCUUGAAAACUUCUACCUCCAAGUCAACAAAAUUAACAAGUUUCCACUGAGCAGUUUUUGUAAAGUUGUCGGACCUCAAACCUAUUCCAAGAUAACACAUUUGCGCUUGGAUGGAAAUAAUCUCACUCGAGCUGACCUACCACAUGAAAUGUACAACUGUCUCCGUAUAGCUACAGAGAUCUCACUGGAGUGAUGGGCCUCAAAACCUUUAAUUUCUUUCUAAAGGCCAUAAUCAUAUGAUUUACAUCACACUCGCUCUUUAAAAUUAGGAUAUACCAAGUGUCAAUUUGCAUAUUAUCUAUUCUGUUUGUUAAUAUUUAGCUUGAACAUGGUGAUCCUAAAAAAUAUGUUUGUGCAUAGUUUUACAAAUAGUUUCAGUUGUCUGUGUUAGGAAAUAGGAGAAGGACCUGAUUCAGCCAAAAAUAAAGACCCCAUCUAGCU
Molecule: messenger RNA, 2018 nt
Organism: Gavialis gangeticus (Gharial)
Lineage: Eukaryota; Metazoa; Chordata; Crocodylia; Gavialidae
Gene: LUM
Product: lumican
Exons: 3
Coding region: 742-1770 (342 amino acids)
Molecular function (GO): protein binding
Source: RefSeq, a predicted model, not a curated record